GGGCCUUGCUGGCGCUUCAGGCUCAGGAGCGGAAGCAGCGCGGGCCGCGAGGGCGUAGGCGGGGUAUCUGGAGGAGGCGCGGGGAAUCUGGAGGAGGCGCGGGGAACCUGGAGAGGGUCCAGCCCUCGGGGCACCGGCCAGAGGCGGGAAGGGGCUCCAGAGCGUUGGGAGGCAAGAUGACUUCUCUCCCCCAAGCUUGGAACAGCUAAAGGGAAAAACAGUGCAAGAUGAGAACAACAAAGGUCUACAAACUCGUCAUCCACAAGAAGGGCUUUGGGGGCAGUGAUGAUGAGCUAGUUGUGAACCCCAAAGUGUUUCCUCACAUCAAGCUUGGAGACAUUGUAGAGAUUGCACACCCCAACGAUGAAUACAGCCCUCUGCUUUUGCAGGUCAAGUCACUUAAGGAAGAUUUACAGAAGGAAACUAUCAGUGUGGACCAGACUGUGACUCAAGUGUUUCGGCUAAGACCUUAUCAAGAUGUCUAUGUUAAUGUCGUAGACCCUAAGGAUGUGACCCUUGACCUAGUGGAGUUAACUUUUAAGGACCAGUAUAUUGGCCGUGGGGAUAUGUGGCGACUAAAGAAAAGUUUGGUCAGCACAUGUGCAUAUAUCACCCAGAAGGUGGAGUUUGCUGGCAUCAGAGCACAGGCUGGUGAGCUGUGGGUUAAGAAUGAGAAGGUCAUGUGUGGUUACAUCAGUGAAGAUACCAGGGUGGUGUUUCGUUCUACGUCGGCUAUGGUUUACAUAUUUAUUCAAAUGAGCUGUGAAAUGUGGGAUUUUGAUAUUUAUGGGGAUUUGUAUUUUGAGAAAGCUGUGAAUGGUUUCCUUGCUGAUCUAUUUACCAAGUGGAAGGAGAAGAACUGUAGUCAUGAAGUGACAGUGGUCCUGUUUUCUAGAACUUUCUAUGAUGCAAAAUCUGUUGAUGAAUUUCCUGAGAUAAACCGAGCCUCAAUUCGACAGGAUCAUAAGGGGAGAUUCUAUGAAGACUUUUACAAAGUGGUGGUGCAAAAUGAGAGAAGAGAAGAAUGGACUUCACUUCUCGUGACCAUUAAAAAACUCUUCAUCCAGUAUCCAGUGUUGGUGCGACUGGAACAGGCAGAGGGCUUUCCUCAAGGAGACAAUUCUACCUCAGCACAAGGAAACUACCUGGAGGCCAUCAAUCUGUCAUUCAAUGUGUUUGAUAAGCAUUACAUCAACCGCAACUUUGACCGAACGGGGCAGAUGUCAGUGGUGAUCACGCCCGGGGUGGGUGUCUUUGAAGUGGACCGCCUACUCAUGAUCUUGACCAAGCAGCGGAUGAUAGAUAAUGGAAUUGGUGUGGACUUGGUGUGUAUGGGAGAGCAACCGUUACAUGCUGUCCCAUUGUUCAAGCUCCAUAAUCGGAGUGCUCCCCGGGAUUCUCGUCUGGGCGAUGACUAUAAUAUCCCUCAUUGGAUAAACCACAGUUUCUACACAUCCAAAAGCCAGCUCUUUUGUAAUAGUUUCACCCCACGAAUAAAACUGGCAGGAAAGAAGCCUGCCUCUGAGAAAGCAAAAAAUGGCCGUGAUACAUCUCUCGGAAGUCCAAAAGAAUCUGAGAACGCCCUUCCCAUCCAAGUAGAUUAUGACGCCUAUGACGCUCAAGUGUUCAGGCUGCCCUGCCCAUCCCGGGCCCAGUGCCUCGCCACCUGCAGGUCUGUGCGAGAGCGAGAGAGUCACAGUCGAAAGAGUGCCAGCUCCUGUGAUGUUUCAUCCAGCCCUUCACUACCAAGCCGCACACUACCCACUGAGGAAGUGAGGAGCCAGGCUUCUGAUGACAGCUCCCUGGGCAAGAGCGCCAACAUCCUGUUGAUCCCACACCCCCACCUGCACCAGUAUGAAGUCAGCAGCUCCUUGGGAUACACCAGCACUCGAGAUGUCCUGGAGAACAUGAUGGAGCCACCACAGCGAGACUCCAGUGCACCAGGGAGAUUCCACGUUGGCAGUGCAGAAUCCAUGCUGCAUGUUCGACCUGGUGGAUACACGCCCCAGAGAGCACUGAUUAACCCCUUUGCUCCCUCUCGAAUGCCCAUGAAACUUACGUCCAACAGAAGGCGCUGGAUGCACACUUUUCCUGUGGGACCAUCCGGAGAAGCCAUCCAGAUCCACCACCAGACCCGACAGAAUAUGGCGGAGCUGCAAGGCAGUUGGCAGAGGGACCCAACUCAUUCCUCUGCAGAGCUGCUGGAGUUAGCAUAUCAUGAAGCUGCUGGAAGGCACAGCAAUUCCCGCCAGCCUGGUGACGGCAUGUCCUUCUUGAACUUCAGUGGAACAGAAGAACUUUCUGUCGGUCUGCUUAGCAACAGUGGUGCAGGUAUGAAUCCUAGGACCCAGAAUAAGGAUUCUCUAGAGGACAGUGUUUCUACCUCUCCAGACCCAAUUCUGACACUGUCUGCUCCCCCUGUAGUGCCAGGCUUCUGUUGCACAGUUGGAGUGGACUGGAAGUCUCUCACUACUCCGGCAUGCCUCCCCCUCACCACCGACUACUUCCCUGACCGCCAGGGCCUGCAGAAUGACUACACAGAGGGCUGUUAUGAUCUCCUUCCAGAAGCAGACAUCGACAGGAGGGACGAAGACGGUGUGCAGAUGACAGCCCAGCAGGUGUUUGAAGAGUUUAUUUGCCAACGUCUCAUGCAGGGCUACCAAAUCAUAGUGCAGCCCAAGGCACAAAAACCCAACCCAGCCGUCCCACCCCCACUGAGCAGUAGCCCACUCUAUAGCCGAGGCCUUGUGUCCCGAAACCGCCCCGAGGAGGAGGACCAGUAUUGGCUGAGUAUGGGCAGAACGUUCCACAAAGUGACUCUGAAAGAUAAGAUGAUCACAGUGACGCGAUACCUUCCUAAGUAUCCUUAUGAAUCUGCCCAGAUCCACUACACCUACAGCCUCUGUCCUUCCCACUCAGACUCCGAGUUCGUCUCCUGCUGGGUGGAAUUCUCCCAUGAACGGCUGGAGGAGUACAAGUGGAAUUACUUAGAUCAGUAUAUCUGUUCUGCCGGCUCUGAAGACUUCAGCUUAAUUGAAUCCCUGAAGUUCUGGAGGACCCGCUUCCUGCUGCUGCCAGCCUGUGUCACCGCCACCAAGCGCAUCACAGAGGGGGAGGCCCACUGCGACAUCUAUGGGGACAGGCCCCGUGCAGACGAGGACGAGUGGCAACUCCUGGAUGGCUUUAUCCGCUUUGUGGAGGGCUUGAAUCGCAUUCGCAGGCGGCAUCGCUCGGAUCGCAUGAUGCGAAAAGGGACCGCUAUGAAAGGCUUGCAGAUGACCGGGCCCAUUUCCACACAUUCUCUGGAGUCAGCCGCACCCCCGGUGGGGAAGAAGGGAACCUCAGCUCUCUCUGCCCUGUUGGAGAUGGAGGCCAGUCAGAAGUGCCUGGGAGAACAGCAGGCAGCUGUGCAUGGUGGAAAGAGCUCUGCCCAGUCAGCCGAGAGCAGCAGCGUUGCCAUGACUCCCACCUACAUGGACAGCCCACGAAAGGUAUCUGUGGACCAAACAGUCACUCCUAUGUUGGACAGCACCAGUUUGGGCAUAAGCACAGGCCAAUCCGUGGACAGAGGCAACAGCCAGACCUUUGGGAACUCCCAGAACACAGGAGAACAGGGCUACUCCUCCACAAACUCCGGUGACAGCAGCUCUCAGCAGCUGGUGGCAAGCUCCUUGACCUCAUCCUCCACCCUGACAGAGAUCCUGGAAGCCAUGAAGCACCCCUCGACAGGAGUCCAGCUGCUCUCUGAACAGAAGGGCCUCUCACCGUACUGCUUCAUCAGCGCAGAGGUGGUGCACUGGCUGGUGAACCACGUGGAGGGGAUCCAGACACAGGCGAUGGCCAUCGACAUCAUGCAGAAAAUGCUGGAAGAGCAGCUCAUCACUCACGCAUCUGGCGAAGCCUGGCGGACCUUCAUCUACGGCUUCUAUUUCUACAAGAUAGUAACGGAGAAAGAGCCCGACCGAGUGGCCAUGCAGCAGCCCGCCACCACCUGGCACACAGCAGGAGUGGAUGACUUCGCCAGCUUCCAGCGCAAGUGGUUUGAGGUGGCCUUUGUGGCAGAAGAGCUUGUGCAUUCUGAGAUUCCUGCCUUUCUCCUGCCCUGGCUACCCAGCCGGCCAGCCUCCUAUGCAAGUAGGCACAGCUCCUUUAGCCGAAGUUUUGGAGGACGGAGCCAGGCAGCAGCACUUUUAGCUGCCACUGUCCCAGAGCAGAGGACUGUGACCCUGGAUGUUGACGUGAACAACCGCACAGACCGGCUGGAGUGGUGCAGCUGUUAUUACCAUGGCAACUUUUCUCUGAAUGCAGCCUUUGAGAUCAAGCUGCACUGGAUGGCGGUGACCGCAGCAGUACUCUUUGAGAUGGUCCAAGGUUGGCAUCGGAAAGCCACCUCCUGUGGCUUUUUGUUGGUCCCAGUUUUGGAAGGGCCUUUUGCACUGCCCAGUUACCUGUAUGGCGACCCACUUCGUGCCCAGCUCUUCAUCCCACUCAACAUCAGCUGCUUGCUAAAGGAGGGCAGCGAGCACCUGUUUGAUAGCUUUGAACCAGAAACGUACUGGGAUCGAAUGCACCUCUUCCAGGAAGCCAUUGCACACAGGUUUGGGUUUGUUCAAGAUAAAUAUUCUGCCUCUGCUUUUAACUUCCCUGCUGAGAACAAGCCUCAGUACAUCCAUGUUACAGGAACAGUGUUUCUGCAGCUGCCCUAUUCCAAGCGCAAGUUCUCAGGGCAGCAGCGGCGGCGGCGGAACUCCACCAGCUCCACCAACCAGAACAUGUUCUGCGAGGAGCGGGUCGGCUACAACUGGGCCUACAACACCAUGCUAACCAAGACAUGGCGCUCCAGUGCCACAGGGGAUGAAAAAUUUGCUGAUCGGCUGCUGAAGGACUUCACGGACUUCUGCAUCAACCGUGACAACCGUCUGGUCACGUUCUGGACAAGUUGCCUAGAGAAGAUGCAUGCCAGUGCCCCGUGAGGCCAGGGUUAGAAGGCUGUGCCUGUGCUGAGGGAAGGUGGGUGAGCCGCUGCCCUCAAACCCAGGGCAGAGGAGGAUUCCAGGCAGGUUCUAGGAGUCAGAUGUCCAUUUGCUACUGUCAGUGAGUGGGGGCCAUUUUUUUUUUUUUUUUUUUUUUUUGGCCCCCACAACAAAUCUUCUCCUCUAGGAGAAAGACUUUGGAAGCAGCUGCUGCUGCUGCCGCCACUCCUGUCAGCAAGUACUCAGAGCAGGUGGGAGGCACAGAUUGUCCGUGGGAGGGUUCCAGUGACUGGGAAGAGGGCAGGCAGCCCCCAUGAAUGUCCUUGGAAGUGGGUGGCUUCUGGUAGCAUCCUUUUCCUUCACCAUCUAUGGGAUAUUAGGGGCAGAAUCUGCCACUUCCUGCCCGGGAGUGUGCACAGAUGUAAGAUAAUUUUGUGAAAUAAUGUACCAUAGACUCUCACCUACUGUAUAUACUUGUACAUAUCAGAAGCAAAUAAAAAGCUCCACGUGCAUCA
This is a messenger RNA of Rhinopithecus roxellana (golden snub-nosed monkey), 5488 nucleotides long. It is a transcript of the gene DEPDC5, whose product is annotated as DEP domain containing 5, GATOR1 subcomplex subunit. Gene Ontology annotation, cellular component: GATOR1 complex; lysosomal membrane. Lineage: Eukaryota; Metazoa; Chordata; Mammalia; Primates; Cercopithecidae. The coding region runs from base 228 to 4973 and encodes 1581 amino acids. The record is from RefSeq and is a predicted model, not a curated record. Gene Ontology annotation, molecular function: GTPase activator activity. Gene Ontology annotation, biological process: cellular response to amino acid starvation; positive regulation of autophagy; negative regulation of TORC1 signaling. The transcript has 42 exons.